AUGGAACAAGAGAUGGCGAAUAUACCGUUCCAUCAUCAAAAUCUGCACUCUCAUCAAUCUAAAAGUGCAGCCAUUUUCAAGAAAUCUAAUCGUCCUGUUACUCUUAAGUUUGAGAAUGUUGUUUACAAGAUUAAGCUUGUGAAAGAAGGGUGUAUCAAUUCCUCUAAUUCAGAAGAAGAGAAAAUAAUAUUGAAAGGUGUAUCAGGUAUAGUUUCUCCAGGUGAAAUGCUGGCCAUAUUAGGCCCUUCAGGCAGUGGCAAAACAACUCUACUAACAGGAUUAGGAGGCAGGCUCGUUCAUGGCCAUCUCGAUGGCGCCAUAACAUACAACAACAAGCCAUUUUCCAAUGCCAUGAAGCGUAACACGGGCUUCGUGACACAAGAUGAUGUUCUUUACCCUCACCUUACUGUGACAGAAACACUCGUAUUCACUGCUCUCCUUCGUUUGCCUGGAACACUUACGGUUCAGGAAAAAACCGCGCAUGCUGAAGCGAUUAUAACUCAGCUCGGAUUGACAAGGUGCAAGGAUAGUAUUAUUGGAGGUCCGCUAUUGAGAGGAAUUUCAGGAGGGGAGAGGAAAAGAGUUAGUAUUGGACAAGAAAUGCUUAUUAACCCGAGUUUGUUGUUCUUGGAUGAACCAACAUCAGGGCUUGAUUCUACAACAGCUCAAAGGAUUGUGUCGACGUUAAGGGAUUUGGCGAAGGGCGGUAGGACUAUUGUCAUGACAAUACAUCAGCCUUCGAGUAGGCUAUUUUACAUGUUCCACAAAGUGUUGCUGUUAUCUGAAGGAAAUCCCCUAUAUUUUGGGAGAGGCGAGGAUGCGAUGGGGUACUUUUCUAGCGUCGGAUAUUCACCGUUAGUUGCUAUGAAUCCCUCGGACUUCUUAUUGGAUCUUGCAAAUGGUAUAUUAUCGGAUGAUCCUCGCAUAACAUCAGACGAUCCUGGAGAAGAUCCAGCAUCAAUCAAGCAAACUUUAGUGACUGCUUUCAAAAACAAUCUAGCGGAGAACUUGAAGGGACAAUUGCAAGAAUUUGAUGAUCAUCAGGUUUCUGAUAAAUUACAUGAGAAGAAAUUCAAUCAAUGGUCAAAUACAUGGUGGCAGCAAUUCUCAGUAUUAUUUAGAAGAGGGAUGAAAGAACGAAAACACGAGUCCUUCUCUGGCCUCAAGGUUGGACAAGUCUUGGUGGUGUCUUUCCUAUGUGGAUUGUUGUGGUGGAAAUCCAGUAACUUGCAAGAUCAGAUUGGGCUUUUGUUCUUCUACUCUAAUUUCUGGGAGUUUUAUCCUAUGUUCCAAGCUAUUUUUACCUUCCCACAAGAGAGGAUGAUGCUGGAAAAAGAACGAUCGUCAGGCAUGUACAGACUCUCGGCAUAUUUCAUGGCUAGGACUGUAGGUGACCUUCCAAUGGAGCUAGUCCUUCCAACAAUUUUCGUCGUUAUAACAUACUUUAUGGCUGGCCUGAAACUGUCCGCUGGGCACUUCUUCUCUACCUUAUUCGCCCUCCUCUAUAAUGUAUUAGUUUCCCAAGGACUUGGACUUGCUAUUGGUGCAAUGGUUAUGGACCAAAAAUCAGCCACUAUACUCGGUUCAGUCAUCAUGUUAUCGUUCACCUUAGCUGGAGGGUACUUCGUUCAACAUGUCCCGAGCUUCAUUGCCUGGAUCAAGUACGUUUCAAUUAGCCAGUACGCGUACAAGCUCUUGUUGGGAUCACAGUAUAGCCCAGGUGAAACGUACGCGUGUGGAAUAAACGCGACAUGUCUUGUUGAGGAUUUUCCUUCCAUAAAGACUAUAGGGCUCGGAGGUAAGGGCAUUUCAGUGGUUGCAUUGGCUAUUAUGCUUUUGGGUUACAGAUUCUUGGCUUAUGUUGCUCUUAUGAGGAUUGGUGUGACAAAGAAAUAGAUUUGCUUUUGCUUAA
This is a messenger RNA of Nicotiana attenuata, 1912 nucleotides long. Its product is annotated as ABC transporter G family member 9-like. The record is from RefSeq and is a predicted model, not a curated record. Gene Ontology annotation, cellular component: membrane. NCBI's taxonomy places the organism in Eukaryota, Viridiplantae, Streptophyta, Magnoliopsida, Solanales, Solanaceae. The transcript is spliced from 4 exons. Bases 1 to 1896 code for a protein of 631 amino acids. Gene Ontology annotation, molecular function: ABC-type transporter activity; ATP binding; ATP hydrolysis activity.